Molecule: messenger RNA, 2911 nt
Organism: Lemur catta (Ring-tailed lemur)
Lineage: Eukaryota; Metazoa; Chordata; Mammalia; Primates; Lemuridae
Product: cuticle collagen 2C-like
Exons: 4
Coding region: 1-858 (285 amino acids)
Source: RefSeq, a predicted model, not a curated record
AUGCCGCCCUGCUGCUUGCCAGCACGCGGGCGCCAGCCGCACCCCUGUGCCGCUGUUCUGACUCUGCAUCCCCCGGCCCACAGACCCCUCAUGGCGCCACAGAGCAGGCCUGGCAGGGCGGCUGCCCCUGGGACCCUGAAGCUUCCAGCGGUGGCCGCGUCAGCCCCUGGGGGACCUGGGGAGCCGCCCAGCUCCACAGGGGACGGUCGCCAGCCCGAGGCCCGCAGGCGGGUGUGGCUCCCACGGCCUGUGACCCCACCACACCUGAGGCCGUGUCUCUCAUGGUGGUGGGGCAGUGCGGCCCACGCGGUACUGGGAGCCAGCCCUGGGCCUGCAGGUGGGACCCAGGGGCCUGCACCUGUCCCCGUCCACCCCACCUGCCGCUGCAGCCAAGACCUUCCCAGGCCCCCCAGAGGAGAGCGGCCCCUGCAGCCCGAGGGGUCUGCUCCAGAGGACGGGAGAGCUGACCUGCCCAGCAGGUGCACAGAGCUAGGGCAGCAGGGCAAGGAACCCCGAUCCGGCCACCCCAAGAAACCUGGGCCCGGGGAGGGAGUUGGUCUAGCCUUCGAGGAGCUGCUGGGUGAGGGGCGUCCCCACGCCCGGCCAGGCCCCAGGCCCCACAUCGGCCUGCAGGACUCUGCAGCCUCCCCCUGGGCACCUGGAGUGCGCCUUCCUGCGGCCUGUCCUCCUGCUGUGUCCACAGCCACCGGCCUGGGGACAGGGCCCAGCCCAGGCUCCGGCCCCUGCCAAGCAGCAGCAGCAGGAGCCAACUGUUUGCCGUGUGUGACAGUGCCCAGGACACCGUGCCACCUGCUGACGGCCUGCCGUAAAGGGGACCAGAGGACUCAGGAAAAAUAAACCCCCCAAAAAAACAACAGCAAAAAGCUGCCCAGGAGCCACCCCAGCUCCCGCUGCCCGGGACGCCUGGUGAGUGCCCGGCAGGCUGCGUGGGGAAGGGCAGAGGCUCUCUUUCUCCAGGGCCACCAGCUCUGUCACUCAGCCGCUGUCCCGGGGCCCAGCCACCCUGCCCCCACGUGCUAUGGAGCCCCAGAGGCCAGCCGACCCCAGCACGGGGGCCACCCUGCCAUCCCGGUGCCCUGAGGCCGUGCCCGGGCUGGGCCCUGGGUGUGCAGGGCACAGACUGCGUCCUGCCUCCCGAGCCCCCCUGAGUGGCUCAGCUCCCAGGGCUCGGGGGGCUGCCGAGGAGCUUCAGCAGGGGCCGAAGCCUGGCCUGUGGGGAGGGUGGGCACAGGCCUGAGGCCUCCUCCCUCUUGGCUCACGGUCCUGGAAGCCGCCAAGGAAGGGUUGGCCUGGGCUCGCCCCCACCCACGAGGGAACGCAGUGGGGCUGCAGAGGGGGCAGGGCCGCGCCCCAGCCAGGCGGGGUCUGGAGCUGAUGACCAGGGGCAUCUCUGAGCCGCCGCUUACCCCACAGGCCUGGGCCCCACCCUGGGCAGGUCACAGUGCUGGAGCCACCCAGGAGGCUGGCAGGGCCCCAAGAGGGGCCUUUGCAUAACAAAUGGCUUCCCAGGAAGGCCACCUGUGCAGCUCCUGCCUCUGUGUGCGGCCCUGCCCGCAGGCCUGCGGGACUGACCGGCUCCCCGUGGCCACACAGCCCCCCCCAAACCUGGUCAUUCUCACCAAGGGCCCUGCCCGCUGGUCGCAGGGAGAGCCCAGCUCUGGGCCAUGAAGUCAGAGUCCGGCCUCACUGGGCCUCGGACUAUCUCCUCACCUGCGCGGUGGGCCCCGCCCGGCCGGCAGAGCUGCUGGAGGCCUUCACUGGCCCAGCCUACGGGUCAGGCAGGGCUGGCGCCCCAGGGCUCCCCGCGUCCCUGCGGGUCAGUGGGGCAGGACACGCCUGCCAGUCCUCCUCUGUCUCCCCUGCGCCCCCAGGGCACCCAGGGCAUAGCCCAUCCUGCAGGCCUGCAGGGGUGGGGCGGGGGGGGGAGCAUUCUGAGAAGACCUCCAGGGUGGAGGGAGCAAGGACAGGGCUGGGGCCACAGGAUCUCUGCCUGCUCACGGGACUGGUGGGCGCAGGGGGCAGGCCGGGUGAGCCCCAGGGGCCUGGGUCAGUCUGGGAGGGGUGUGGCGCUGGCCGAGGGGGACAGUGAAAAAAAAAAAAAAGAUGUCAUCGCUGGUCCCGCACCGCAGUGAAAGGAGCCUGGAGAACAGCGGAGGGGAACGGCGGGGUCCGCGGAGGGCGGCUGCUGCAUCCGGUCAGCAGCAAAGGCCCUGAUGAGGCAGCGCACACCUUCCCCCUGCGCAGGCUCCUACCGCGCACGCAGCCCCAUCACGGCAGCCCGGCGGGUCCGGCGCCUGCUCGGAAACAGAACCCAGGUGCACCUUUGAGUUCCCCGCCUGAGGCUGGGUCCUCCGAAGGUGGGGGAGACACGCGCAAGGAAAUGUCUCUUCAACAAAAGCCAUUUAUUUUAAAGUUUAAAUUGUUAAAUGGAUCAUACGUGCAGCAAGGAGCACAAAACACUUUGUGCCCGUAAGCAGUCGAGAUGACAGACCAGGGCCGGCCAGCCCUGUGGCCAGGCUGCCCCGGAGCCGGGGGGCCCGGGGGGUCUGCCUCAGUCGGCCCAGCUCUCCUUUGCUGGCUCCUUCCAGGCCCGCCCGGGUCCCAGGUCGCGUGGGUUCCAGCGGGAGCUCUCGGGUCGCGGCUGGCAGUGAGCGAGCGGGGCGGCCUCGUCCCCGCUGACCCUCCCGGCCUCUGCUCUCCUUCCUGCUGGCCAGGGCACAGUGAGAAUCCUGGGCUCCUUCUGCAAAAGGCAGGAAAAAGUGACAUUAUAGGCACUAGAAUACGAAGCUUUCUCCUUCCCUAGUCUCUUUCUCAACUUGUCAUGGUGUUUUCUGUUAUUCAGUGUCAUUCUAAGUAAAGAAUAAUUAAAUUCUGAACUCGUUAUCAUGAA